CAGCUUUACAGAUAUUGUGCUUAUUUUCUUGAAAAGGCUCCAGGCUUCGGCUUGGAAAAUCCAACCGCCAAAAUUGAGCCCAGCAGCUGGAGCGGCAGCGAGAGCCCUGCCGAAAACAUGGAAAGGAUGAGUGACUCUGCAGAUAAGCCUAUUGACAAUGACGCGGAAGGGGUCUGGAGCCCCGACAUUGAGCAGAGCUUUCAGGAGGCCCUGGCUAUCUAUCCACCAUGUGGGAGGAGGAAAAUCAUCUUAUCAGACGAAGGCAAAAUGUAUGGUAGGAAUGAAUUGAUAGCCAGAUACAUCAAACUCAGGACAGGGAAGACGAGGACCAGAAAGCAGGUGUCUAGUCAUAUACAGGUCUUAGCAAGAAAGAAAGUUCGAGAAAUUCAAGCCGCCAUUAAGGUGUCUAGUCACAUUCAGGUUCUUGCCAGAAGGAAAUCUCGUGAUUUUCAUUCCAAGCUAAAGGUAACAAGCAUGGAUCAGACUGCAAAGGACAAGGCCCUUCAGCACAUGGCCGCCAUGUCGUCAGCCCAGAUCGUCUCUGCCACUGCCAUUCACAACAAGCUGGGGUUGCCUGGGAUCCCACGCCCCACCUUCCCGGGGGCACCGGGGUUCUGGCCUGGAAUGAUACAGACAGGGCAGCCAGGAUCCUCACAAGAUGUCAAGCCCUUUGUGCAGCAGGCCUACCCCAUCCAGCCUGCGGUCACGGCCCCCAUUCCAGGGUUUGAGCCUCCGUCUGCCCCAGCUCCCUCUGUCCCUGCCUGGCAGGGCCGCUCCAUUGGCACAACCAAGCUUCGCCUGGUGGAAUUCUCAGCUUUCCUCGAACAGCAGCGAGACCCAGACUCGUACAACAAACACCUCUUCGUACACAUUGGGCAUGCCAACCAUUCCUACAGUGACCCAUUGCUUGAAUCAGUGGAUAUACGUCAGAUUUAUGACAAAUUUCCUGAAAAGAAAGGUGGCUUAAAGGAACUAUUUGGAAAGGGCCCUCAAAAUGCCUUCUUCCUCGUAAAAUUCUGGGCUGACCUAAACUGCAAUAUUCAAGAUGAUGCUGGGGCUUUUUAUGGUGUAACCAGUCAAUAUGAGAGUUCUGAAAAUAUGACGGUCACCUGUUCCACCAAAGUGUGCUCCUUUGGGAAGCAAGUAGUAGAAAAAGUAGAGACGGAGUAUGCAAGGUUCGAGAAUGGCCGAUUUGUAUACCGAAUAAACCGCUCCCCAAUGUGUGAAUAUAUGAUCAACUUCAUCCACAAGCUCAAACACUUACCAGAGAAAUAUAUGAUGAACAGUGUUUUGGAAAACUUCACAAUUUUAUUGGUGGUAACAAACAGGGAUACACAAGAAACUCUCCUCUGCAUGGCCUGUGUAUUUGAAGUUUCAAAUAGUGAACAUGGAGCACAACAUCAUAUUUACAGGCUUGUAAAGGACUGAAAAUGGUUAUUUAUAUAUAUAGAUAUCUGUAUAUACACACACACACACACACACGUACGUACGUGCACACACACACUCUCCAUUAUCGAACGACUGUAAACCUCACCACACAGGUGGUGCCCUGGCCCUGAGGUCACCCCGACUUUUCUAAAUCCUGUUUGAGUGAAGUCAUUUUUUCAUGUGUUCAUACUAUCACGGUAGCUGUGAAGUUCUGGUACAGUUGUAAAAAAAGAGAAAUCAAGUUGUUUCUAUGUGUUCUUCAGAUCUGCAGACCACAGUUCUUCAGGAAAGGUGAACCUUAAUAACCAGUCUCGCUCUGCGGAGACCUGUUUCUUAUUAUGGUAGAAAAUAUUAAGACAGAGCAUUGGCCAUGGGACAUUUACUGCCUUUAUACAAAUGUAUUUAGUUCUCAUUUUCCAACAUAAAAUUCUUGUUUUAAGAUACAAGUAAAAUUAAUCUUUAAAUAUAAAUGUAAAUUAGUACACAAAACUAAGAAUCUAGACUUAUCUUUGUAACUAAUUAGGGUGGAAGUUAUGAAAGAAUGUAAUUCACUAAAUUAUUUUUUAAAUGAAAUCUUUCUUUCUUUUUGAAACCAAAUGUUAAACUAUAGCCUUAAGAAAUGCUUGGUAGAAAUAUCCUAAUGAGAUGAAUUUGUACUUUUCCUCAAGGUUUAAACUAAUCUCCUAAUCCAUUAAACUCUUGAACAGAUAUUACAAAGGAAGAAAAUUUUACCCCUUAUCCUUAACAUAUAUAGUAUAUUUAAAAAUGUAAAAUUGUAUUGUACUAAUGUGAUGAUUGAUUAUUUAAUGAAAAAGAUAUGGCUCUUUUGCAAUAAGUAGAUAAAUACUGAAAAAUCUAAACUCACAAUGUUUAUAGUCUUGUGUGUGCAGUUAUAUUUUAUAUGGACAACCAAAUUUUUUAUUAAGAUGAGUAAAUAUUUGAACCACUGAAAUUUAAUAGCAAAAUUUUAAAUUGGCAUGAAUACUGCACUGUGAGCUGCAAAGGAUAGAGAAUCCUGUGGCUGGGAGAAAAUUUCGUCAACCAAACAAAUUUUAAAAAGGCUCAUCAGGUUUAGCAUCUCUGCUCCCCAGAAAACUGCAAGCAUCCUCACCAGCCUGUGGAUAAAUCCUUCCUUUCUAGUGACCCAACAUGCAUAGGAAUCCGCGUGACUAUGGCUGUGUGUGUGUGAGAUGCCUGUGUACACUUACACACAUACGUGGUUACUCAACACUCAUUGAACAUCAGUUUGGUGUCGCUCAGUUUGUAAGGUGCUGACAAGUAUUGCUUCCUGGUCUGCAACUGAAGACUUAGAUAUAUUCUCUCUGAGGACAUCCAUUUCUUUCACAUCUCUCAACAAGCACUUGUUUGACUUAGGUAUAAGAGGCCCAGCUAUUUCUCUCUGACCUUUUCAAACAGGCUCAGUCUCUCUCUCCAGGAGAGAUUCAUCUUUCAGUCCAAGUAUUCCAAAGUAUUACCCAGGCAAGGUUGGUUUGCUGUGGCCACAUGUCUUGGGUUAUAUCCAUAAGUGCUUCACUGUGGGAGUGAAGAGGGGACAACCCCUCAACUUUCCAGAGGAAAAUGAUGUUUUUGUAACUGUCAAGAAUAUGUGAACACAAUAGAACAUGAAAUCUGCUUUGGAAGUCAUAAAGAAGUCAAGAUUUUUUACCAAGGCUAGAAGAUAAAAACUGAGUUCUACCAUAUCCAAAUAACUUACACAUCCAUCCCUUCCUUGCCCCAUCACCUGCUCUGGCCUUGCUUGUGUAUUGUUCAGAUCUUGUAGUCAUGAGUGUGACCGUGUAGCUAGCUUGUGGCAAACAGCCCAAAACUAGACUAAGCCUGGCCUCUUCCACAGAAGUCCACAGUCCCUGGGAAGCACAGAGGAAGACGUGCAGACUUUCUCAUUAGGAAUGCAUGUCGUUUAAUAAACUAGUAGGGCACACUCCUCUCCCCCUGCCCCAACAAGACUAUCUUUGUUCCCUGUCCUAAUCAGGGCUUUGGAGAAUUGCCCUAGCACCUCACACCCUUCAUGUGGUCUUCAGCCCAACUAGUUAACCAUCUUCUACAGUCAUGUGAUGAACACACCUCUUAGGGAUGCUUCUUUGGCCUCUAUUUCCUGCAUCUUUCAUCAGGGGAACCCACUUCCAAUACAAGGACUUAGGAACUGGUGCAUAUGAAGUGGCUAACUUCUUCGGGGGAAGAGAUGCCUGGUUCGUGUUUCACCAGGAGUGGGGCUCUUCUGCCUACUAGAGGGAGCUCUUGGGGUUUACCUGCUAAAGCACAGAAAGGUAGGGACUCAGGAAGACCAGCUAGAGAAUGACUGUGGCUUCACUGCCCAGGUCUUGCGCUCAGUGCUCUUGCAGUUGAGGUUUGGGGGAUUGUGUGAAUAACACUGAAAGUUACACAAAUGUCUGUGAGAUUUUAAAUUCUAAGGAUUUCUCCAGGACAGUCAUUGGUCUGGUUACCCCAGACUCUCAAGCUGGCUUUUCUUUGCUUCUCCCAAAUCAGACCAUUGCGUGGGGUUUGUGUCCUCAUCUCUAAUCUGAGUCUCUUCAAUCCUUUGUCAUAUAUGCUUCUUCUUUUGUCUUAAAGGCUUCCUAAACAAUAAGCACACCUCUGCAAGACCCUGGCCCACUGCUGUUCCCUUCUGGGUGCUCUCUGUCCUGAGGCCCCUCACUACCACGUUUGCAGGAGCACCUUGCACUCCCACUGCAGAGUUUGGAGGCCAGUUUUCCAUAGGGAGGAGCUGGGGAGCAGGACUCUCUUCUGUUGGCAAUUAUUUCCAUUGCAGUAAGAGAUCUAAAGAACAGCCAGGACUUCAGAACAUGUCCAGAAUCUCAAGAGUGUCUGGGCAUCCCGAAACCAGGGUUUUUCCACCUUAUUUGACAUUUCAUAGCAGAUAAUCCCUUGUUGUGUGGGGCUGCCCUAAGCAUUGCAGGAGGGUUGCUAGUCUUCUUGGCCUCUAUCCAGUAGUACCCCUUCCCCCGGUUGUCACAAGUCACAGUGUUCCCAGACAUUUCCACAUGUCCCAUGGGCUUCGACAUCACUUCCAAUCUGAGCGACUACCCUGAAUCUUCGGGUCAUAUUAGCACACUGGUGAUGGUUUUCUCUUCCAUUUCAUCCUGCAAAAGCUCUUUCCUGGGAACCUUAUUUCGGGUCCUCAACAGGCAGGCAGGUGGGAAUAUAAUUAAGUGACAUCGUUUUCAUGUUUCCUCUUUGAAACUUCAUAAAUCUCAACAAGUAUUCUUUUGUUCAUCCCUGGGGAAAUUAAAAGCCAGCUGGGCACUGUCAUCCUUGUUAUCAACUAAUACCUAUUCAGAAAGUGUUUUUCUGAUUUGACUUUCAGCCCUGAGUUUAGCAAGAGUUAAAAAAAAAAAAAAAGUAAUUUUCAUUGUCAUAAGCUCAUGGGCGUCAUUAUCAAACUUUCCAUCACUUCAGUGUGUUUCUUCUGGGCUCCUUCAACAUUCUGCCUUCAGUCAGUGCUGUUUAGAACUUCCUGAGACCUCCAGAACAGUUUCUUUUCAUCUUGAUGGAAGGAGGGAAGGAUCUGUGGCAGAAAGGGAUUGAUACCAUUUUUCUUUAUUGAGCUAAAAGAGAGCACAAGUUAGUCCUUCAUCUUGGGGAUGAGAAGGUUAGUGCCCCUGGGGGACGUGGGAUGGGUUGCCCAGGUCCCCCUGCUGGCUGGUCACAGAGUAAAGGUGAGGACUCGUUAGGGCUCUGCCUCCUUAAUCCUUGGCCUCUUGUGUAGAGGCUGUUCUUCCUCGGUGCUCUAUGCUUACAUGACCCCAGGAAGGCAUUGCUCAGACAAGGGGGCGAUGCAGCAGCACAUGCGUCCGCCAGCCCAGGUCUCUGAGGCAUCCACAAGCAGGUAGGAAAAGCUGAUGAGCCUUUCACUUCCUGUGAGGAGGACAUUUCACCUGCCACAGAUUCUGCGUCAAAUUUCUAUUUGCUGAGCAUCGCAGCAGCAAAGGCCUGCCUUCAAACCAGCCAAAAAAACAGCCCCUGACCUGAGCACUUGGUGUUAAAAGUCCUCAAGAGACUUUUAAACCCAAGGCUUCUUUAGGUUUCAAUACUGUGGUGGCUUUAGCCCCUAUGAAUUAUUUGAACCAUUUGAGAUGACAGCCAGUUUUACAAACCAGGUACAUAUAAUUUGUAUACUUUUGUAUAUGCUCUGGUACACUACACAUGUCCUAACGAAGGGUGGAGCUCAUUCUGUCUGUCGGUGUUCACGCCGUGACACUAGGGGGACAUCUGCAUUGCUUAUUUAUGUUGAUGUUUCUGUGGCAAAGCCCUGCACGCAUCGUUUCUGAAAAGCCUUAAAUCUCGGAGGCAUUGCUUGUAGAUUCUGCAGUGCAAGAGGCUGCCUCAGAACUGUGAGCUCUUUUGUAAGCUGGAAGCAUUUCUCUCACUACUGUUACUUUUGUAGGAAGUUUUCAAUUCAGAGCUGCCAAAGCGUUCAGUAAGCAGUGCCUUAGUCAUACCUUAGUCGUGCCGCCAGCCUCCCCUCACACCUAUCUCAGUGUUUGCUCACGAACUGGCCCAGUCUUGAACAGGACAAGAAAAACUUGUUUUUGUUAUUUUUCUCCUUGAACCUGUUUUUCUCUGGUUCUAUUGGAAACUGGCGACUUGGUCUAAAAUCUGAAACUGAAUCCAAUGUCUAUACCAAAACAAAAGGUUGCAACUCUAGUUUACUAUGAAAAGUAAAUUGUACUUUUAUUGUUGCCUUUUGAAUUCAUGACCAAAUACUUAGCUAUUUGUGAUUCUUCUGCACUCUAGCAUGAAAGUGCCUUUGGUUUGAGAUUCCAGCUUAGAAAAGUGCUGCCAUAAUAACGAUAAUUUGUAGAGAGACCAAAAAUAUUUUGAGAUCACCAUAAUGCCUUUGGUUUACCGGGAUGAGUAACCAGCCACAGGCCUCUGUCACAAGAGCACAGCACAGGCUGCCUGCUGGUCUGUCUGCUGGUGGGGACCCCACCUGCGCUCACUCACAGCACACCACAGCAGGAGGGACCCCCGAACUGUUGUGCUGUGCCUGCAGACCACCCGGUGUGUCAUUUCCACUAGUCACCCAGCCCUGCAUCCACGCGAAAGAAUUUCCGCACAAACAACAGAAUCUCGGCCGGUGGACAGACGUGACGGCUUUCGCCUCCUCCUUGUGUCUUUUGAGUCUCUGUAGCGACUUUGUUUUCUACUCAUGUGACAGCGCGCACUUAUCUGACGUACAUGAUACCAUUUCGAAAGUUGGAAGCCUCUCAAACUGAGACGACAGUGCAGGACAAAAAAACGUGUUAGGGUCAUCACAACUGAAGUGUUCUUAGGGCAAGCAUGUUGGCUCUGAGUGCUGUGUGAACGUGCUAUGAGAAACUUCCAAAGAGCACCGUUCGCAAUUCGGCCUUUUCAAGGAAUGUUCCAGCCCACCAAGGGGCAGCUGUUCAGUCUGUGUCAACUUUUAUCCAAACCUUGUCUAAAUUGGGAAAACUGAUAGAGGUGAGAAAGAGGAGUGAAAAGGAUGAGGCAAAACAACAAAACAAAGCAAACAAAAAAAAAAAAAAAA
Fukomys damarensis (Damara mole-rat) is the source of this 6976-nucleotide messenger RNA. It is a transcript of the gene Tead1, whose product is annotated as TEA domain transcription factor 1. Bases 118 to 1428 code for a protein of 436 amino acids. Lineage: Eukaryota; Metazoa; Chordata; Mammalia; Rodentia; Bathyergidae. The record is from RefSeq and is a predicted model, not a curated record. Gene Ontology annotation, molecular function: RNA polymerase II cis-regulatory region sequence-specific DNA binding; DNA-binding transcription factor activity, RNA polymerase II-specific. Gene Ontology annotation, cellular component: transcription regulator complex. Gene Ontology annotation, biological process: embryonic organ development; hippo signaling; regulation of transcription by RNA polymerase II. The transcript is spliced from 14 exons.